AAAAAAAAAAAAAAAAAGAGAGGAUGGACGGUCUCUUCUCUGCAAAGCCCUUAUAUUUUCCUCGCUAGCUUAUCCCCUUCGCCUCGCCGCGAACUCCUUCGGAGAUCAAGAGAAAGCAUCCGGAGCAAGGAGGCGGCUUUCCACUAUCAUGGAUUUCUCUCUUGUACUUCCCACCUCAUCUUCUCCUUCUCGCCACCUCAUCUUCUCCCCCUUUAAACAUACCCCCAUCCGCGUCCAAUCUCUCAAAGCCCCUCGCACUUCCCUCCGCUGCCGUUUCCGACUGUCUGCCGCCGCAGAGGUUGAGGAGACAGUUAGCUUCGGCAAGCCCUCAGUGUUCGGCUUGCCGAAGGAUCUUACGGCGCCGCAGAAGAUUGUGGAUACUUUGCCGCCGCGGGCAAGGCUUGCGAGUUACGUUGUGUUUACCGGGGCAGCUCUGGCUGCGGGGUUUGGAUUAGGGUUUCGCUUUGGGGGCAGCCAGGCUACGGGGAUCGGAGGAGCUGCUGUGCUCGGCGUUGCUGCUGGGGCUGCCGUAUAUAGUAUUAAUUCGGGUGUUCCGGAGGUUGCUGCGUUGAAUCUGCAUAAUCUUGUGACUGGUUAUGAUGAUCCUACGGAGCUGAAGAAGGAGAAUGUUGAAGCCAUUGUUGAAAAAUACGGCGUUAGUAGACAAGAUGAGGCCUUCAGAGAAGAAUUGCGUGAUUUGUAUAGUAGGUUUGUAUCUUCUGUUAUCCCACCUGGAGCUGAAAAUCUAAAGGGCAAUGAGGUCGAGGCUAUCAUAAAAUUCAAAAAUGCUCUUGGAAUUGAUGAUCCUGAUGCUGCUUCUGUUCACAUGGAGAUUGGAAGGCAUAUUUUUCGGCAACGUUUGGAAACAGGAGACCGCGAAGCCAAUGCAGAGCAGCGUCGUGCAUUUCAGAAGCUUGUUUAUGUUUCCACUCUUGUCUUUGGUGAAGCAUCAAAAUUUCUUCUACCUUGGAAGCGUAUAUUCAAAGUCACUGAUGCUCAGGUUGAUAUUGCCAUACGUGACAAUGCUCAGAGACUUUUUGCUGUGAAAUUAAAUUCAGUUGGCAGAGGUAACUCAUUUCUAAAAGCUUUCCGUUGUGCCAACUUUUUAUUGGAUUUAUGAUCAUUUCAGAACUGGAUAUUUUGAUAG
Dendrobium catenatum is the source of this 1147-nucleotide messenger RNA. RefSeq names its product protein TIC110, chloroplastic-like. The transcript is spliced from 6 exons. The coding region runs from base 149 to 1120 and encodes 323 amino acids. Gene Ontology annotation, biological process: protein import into chloroplast stroma. Lineage: Eukaryota; Viridiplantae; Streptophyta; Magnoliopsida; Asparagales; Orchidaceae. Gene Ontology annotation, cellular component: TOC-TIC supercomplex I. The record is from RefSeq and is a predicted model, not a curated record.